AUGUCAGGACCGAAAAUUGCUUGCAUCGGUAUAAUUGGAAAAGCUGAUAACCCUUUGCAUAUUUCGCUUUUCCCUCCUUAUCUGAAUUCUACUGUUGAAUUCUCGUUCCUAUUGAACUCUUGUCUCGAUAUCUUUGAGAUACGACAGAAGCAAACUUCAGUCGACCAAGACCUAGGCCUCUUGCACGCCGUGGAUGAAAAACUAGCGGCAUAUGGUUGGCUAACAACUACUGGAGUAAAAUUACUGGUCAUUAUUGAUUUGAUCGGACAACCAGUUCCAAACAGCAUGGGGAAACAAAAAGGAUCUCCGAGGACUGGUUCCAAAGAUCCAGACCUGAAACCGAAGUCCAAAUUAACAAUGAACUAUUAG
Messenger RNA from Aspergillus oryzae RIB40, 369 nucleotides. RefSeq lists its product as uncharacterized. Lineage: Eukaryota; Fungi; Ascomycota; Eurotiomycetes; Eurotiales; Aspergillaceae. The transcript has 3 exons. The coding region runs from base 1 to 369 and encodes 122 amino acids. Gene Ontology annotation, biological process: endoplasmic reticulum to Golgi vesicle-mediated transport. The record is from RefSeq and is a predicted model, not a curated record.